UCCCACCAACAAAGAUGGCGGAGUACGACCUCACCACUAAAAUAGCCCACUUUUUAGACCGUCAUCUCGUUUUUCCUCUGCUGGAGUUCCUGUCUGUCAAAGAGAUCUACAAUGAGAAGGAGCUGCUUCAAGGAAAACUGGACCUCCUCAGUGACACAAACAUGGUGGACUUCGCCAUGGAUGUGUACAGAAGUCUUAAUUUGGACAAGGAGAUUCCCCCGACUCUGAGAGAGAAGAGGACUGAGGUUGUGGCUCAGCUAAAGCAGCUGCAGUCAGAGACCGAACCCAUUGUGAAGAUGUUUGAGGACUCUGAGACAACAAGACAGAUGCAGUCCACCAGAGAUGGACGAAUGCUCUUUGACUAUUUGGCAGAGAAGCACAACUUUCGCCAGGAGUACCUGGACACGCUGUACCGAUACGCCAAGUUCCAGUAUGAGUGUGGAAACUACUCUGGUGCUGCAGAAUACCUCUACUUCUUCAGAGUCUUGGUCCCGUCUACAGACAGGAAUGCCCUGAACUCGCUGUGGGGGAAGCUGGCCUCUGAGAUCCUGAUGCAGAACUGGGAGGCAGCCAUGGAGGACCUCACGCGCCUCAGAGAGACUAUUGAUAACAACUCUGUCAGCUCUCCUCUCCAGUCCCUCCAGCAGAGGACAUGGCUCAUUCACUGGUCUCUCUUCGUCUUCUUUAACCACCCCAAGGGAAGAGACAACAUCAUUGAGCUCUUUCUGUAUCAGCCACAAUACCUCAAUGCAAUCCAGACCAUGUGCCCCCACAUCUUGCGUUACCUAACCACAGCAGUCAUCACGAACAAGGAUGUCCGUAAGCGUCGGCAGGUUCUGAAGGAUUUGGUGAAGGUCAUACAGCAGGAGUCUUACACCUACAAAGAUCCAAUUACAGAGUUUGUGGAGUGCCUCUAUGUGAACUUUGACUUUGACAGCGCCCAGAGGAAACUCAGGGAGUGUGAGUCGGUUCUAGUGAAUGACUUUUUCCUGGUUGCUUGCCUGGAGGACUUCAUUGAGAACGCACGACUCUUCAUCUUUGAGACCUUCUGCCGAAUUCACCAGUGCAUCAGCAUCAACAUGCUGGCAGACAAACUCAACAUGAGUCCCGAGGAAGCUGAGAGAUGGAUCGUCAACCUCAUCCGCAACGCCAGGCUGGAUGCCAAGAUAGACUCCAAACUGGGCCACGUCGUCAUGGGGAACAACGCCAUAUCGCCGUACCAGCAGGUGAUCGAGAAGACCAAGAGCCUCUCCUUCCGCAGCCAAAUGCUGGCCAUGAAUAUCGAGAAGAAGCAGGCGGCUCUGGGCCGGGACGAGACUCCAAAUUGGGCCGGUCAGGAUUCUGGAUUUUAACCGCGCAACGAAGAUUGAUCAUCCUCACCGUGUUGCAUCUUUUUUUUUCACAAUCUUCUGUCAAGGAGCAACGGUGCCGUUUGGCACUCGGUUCAAGUCAUCACCAGUUCAAUAAAAGUGGCCAACAAAACCA
Cololabis saira (Pacific saury) is the source of this 1485-nucleotide messenger RNA. RefSeq names its product eukaryotic translation initiation factor 3, subunit E, a (gene eif3ea). The transcript has 13 exons. The record is from RefSeq and is a predicted model, not a curated record. Lineage: Eukaryota; Metazoa; Chordata; Actinopteri; Beloniformes; Belonidae. Gene Ontology annotation, biological process: translational initiation. Gene Ontology annotation, cellular component: nucleus; eukaryotic translation initiation factor 3 complex; cytoplasm. Gene Ontology annotation, molecular function: translation initiation factor activity. Bases 15 to 1352 code for a protein of 445 amino acids.